AUGUACGACAACAAACCAGAUGGUUCGGACAACCCUAUCCUGUACAAUCUUCCUGCAGACGGCUGUUCGGCUGGUAAAGUUUUGCAGCAUGCGGUGCGGGCUAUGGAAAAGCUUUUCCGGAAGCACGAACCAAUGAUUUGGAAGGUUGGCUACACGCACAAUGCUGAGUUUCGCUGGUCGAACGACUUGUAUGGCUACGCGAAGUCUCGAGACAAGUGGUCGUGUAUGGUCGUCCUUUUCAAGACGAAUGAACCGUUUAGCCCAGCCAUGCUGGAGGCUUCUUGCACGAGUGCCAUCCGGACUGCGCGAGCAGUCGUGGAGGACCUGGGAGAGGAGAAGGCUGGCGAAAUAGGCCUUCUCAGGCCUGAUGCCAAAAGAGAAAGAUUUAUAUGGGCUGCAUUCUGGAAGAAGUACGAAUGUCUUCAGCCUGCUCACCCCGUUUUUGGCAUGGCACGAAACAACGAGAUCGACCUCAGCCGCACGGCGGCUGUGGUCAUGCACGGGGACGAAGGACGCGGCAGACGCCGCCAGGCUUUUAUGGUUCUGUCAUUCCAUUCUUUGCUGGGCAGGGGGACGAACUCUGCAAACAAGAAAUCCGUGAAGAAACCUUAUUUAAAGAUGAAGCUGAACUUCAAAGGCCAUAGCUACUGUUCGAGGUUGCUUUCUGGUGUACUUCCCAAGCACUUGUACCAGAAGGAUGAUGAGGUGUUCGAGACCUUGUUGCGGGCGUCGUGCGAGGAUGCCCGCACGAUGAUGACAAAGGGAGUGCUCGAUGCCAAUGGAAAUCGUUUUUGGAUGGUUUGCUUGGGCACAGUGGGAGAUUGGCCCUUCCUUCAGAAGAGCGGCCACCUCGUGCGGACAUAUGCGAAUGUCGUGAAAAGGGUUGAUCAGGUUGCUGGUGGGAUUUGCCACCUGUGCGAUUGUGGCCCCGACACUUUGCCUUUUGAACGGUUUGCGACGAGACGACCUGACUGGCUGGCAACCUUGAAUACAACAUCACCUUUUCAAACAACGCCAGCAGCAGCAAGGAUUCCACAUGCCCCUGGGCAGCUUGCAACAACUUUUUAUUUCGAUUUGUUCCACUGCUGGCACCUGGGGGUGGGACGGAACUUCGCAGGCAGUGCACUCGUUCUCUUGAGCGAUUUGCACGCUGGCAAUGUUGAUGAGCGAUUCGAUCAAUUGACGAUACAGUACAAAGAUUGGUGUCGACGAAAUGGUGCUCCCCCGAUUCUCACCCGGAUCAACAAGGACAAUAUACAGUGGGCAUCAACUUCCGAGUUUCCGACGGGGACGUGGUUCAAAGGCGCUGUCACGACGAAUAUGGUGCAGUUUUUCGAAGAUUGUGAUGGAUUAUGCGACGAGCCGCUUUUUCGACUCGCGAUUCAGGCGGCCCAAGCGAUCAACGAGUUUUUCCGGCUCUUGUAUUCCUCCGACCUUUGGUUGCCUCCCGAAGUCGCCCGCCGAGCAGCUGAGUUGAUGUUUCGCUUCUUACGAAGGUAUGAGUCCUGCGCUCGGCUUUCGUAUGAAGAUGAGCGGACAUUAUUCAUUGUGCAGCCAAAGUUACACACUUUACAACAUUGCGCGAUCACUCUCCUGCACACGGCCGUUCGAGACAUGGAAGCGCUGAACCCACUGGCUUUUGGAACCCAAAUGUCCGAAGACUUUGUCGGACGACAAAGUCGCCUCAGCCGCCGGGUGACGUCAUCUCGGCAAACAAUCACGAGAGUCAUCGAACGAUACUUGCAGGCGGCACAUGCCGAGUUCGUACAGUGCGGAUACUUGAGGAUCGCGCCGAGCUGA
Messenger RNA from Symbiodinium necroappetens, 1800 nucleotides. NCBI's taxonomy places the organism in Eukaryota, Dinophyceae, Suessiales, Symbiodiniaceae. The record is from the annotation of a GenBank genome assembly.